UUUUGGGAAAAAAAAAUGAAAAUUUUCACUUUAUUUCAAUUCCCUAGAUUUUUUCUUCAUUCAUUUUUUCUUCAAAUCAAAAUGGCAUGAGUCUAAUACUUUUCUUCCUUCAAAUGCACGAAGUAACUGGAAUUUGAAUGAACCCUAAAUCGAUUCAUACAAAUCCAAUGGAAUUUACAUCUGAUUUUGUAUCAGCAAAUUGAAGGAUUGGAUUGGAGGGUUGAUCAGCAGUGUUCUGCAUACUGCGCUGCACCACGAUAUCGGCGAACGCAUCUUCUUCUUCGAACUCAUCUAUGGUCUCUGAUUUCCCAACAAACGUAGUAAAAGACAAAAAAACAUUCUUUGGUAUAUUCCUCUGCUACAUCUCAUCCAUGGAUAAUAUGCGUUUUAGUUUCUUUGCAUUUUCCUUUUUGCUUUAUUUCCACUUUUCCCCCGUGAUUUCUUGCAAACUUACACAUUUUCCCUUGCCCAAUACCCAUGUUCUUUUCAUUAGGCACAACAGUCUGUUUGGGUUUGGCGAGAAAACUAAAGAAAUGAAGAGAGAAAAAGGGUCUCAUCACUAGUUGUUGUUGGAUGAUUGAGAAGGUGAGAAAUAGAGAGAAAUGUUGAGAAAAAAGAACUCUCUCUUGAAACAUAUGUUUUGUUUCUCCCAAAAAUCACCAAAAUUGGUGAGAUUUGGUGGGAAGCAAAGUUGGUUAUAUAAUUGGAAAAAAAAAAAAAACAAGAAAAAUUAACCCUUAUAUUGUCCAUUUAAAUACAGAACAUUGAAUAUAAAAUGAUUCAUGUGUCAUCUUUUAUUUGUUGUUCACCUAAAUACUGUGAUAAGAAACCGCAAUGAUUUCAUGAGAAGUCAUAUUUCUGGUCGUUUCUGUGCACCUAGUUUGUUGAAAGGACUGUAAGGCCUACAUUAGUGCUAAUAUUUUAUUUAAAAAAAAUAAAAAUGGGGACAAAUCUAUAUAAUUUAGAAAAAUUCUUAACUAAUAUUACUAUAAUAAAGGGUUUCCGAAACUUUGGGGUGCUUGCGCCGGCUGCCUCCUUGGGGUCAGUCCAUUUCAGGUAGAGCUUAUUGGUUGGAAGUUGGAACCUUGUUGGUAAGUACCUUAAUCGCAAUGAAUUUCAAAUUUUGACCCAAGUUUUUACCUUAAUUGCAAUGAUUAUGGAAUUGAUGAUAUCAUUGUAUGCUUUCAAGGCCUACAAACAUUUAACACCAUUAUCUUCUGCACUAGUAACAUAUUUUAAAUGUGAUCAUUUGAGCACAAUACUGAUGGUAUUUGAUCCAAUUAUGUAAAGCUAUGUUAUAUGACUUGUUUGAAUAGAUGGAAGGGAAUUAGGGGAAAGUAAGUACUGCAGAAGGAGGAAGUGUAACACUAAGUUAGAUUUUGUGUUACUUGGUAUUUUCUAUUAUGUGAAGCAUAAAAUUCUAUAAACUCAAAUAUUUGAAAAUCUAUGAUUGCCCUUAAAAGUCGAAAUUGUAGCUAUCAGCUACAGGGCUGCAUAGGAUAGAGGUAGUAAACCACUGCAUGGAGAUUCACAGACAGCAGUAUGGCAGGGUGGGAAUAUACGAGCAUAAUUCGUAUAAACCAAUUCAUGGAUAAAAAUAAUAAUAAUAAUAAAAAAAAAGCUGAAGAAGAAGAAGAAGAGGGAAAUACAUGGAAUAGCAUGAAAUUAUAGGGUAACUAUGCAAAAACAACUUAUUUCAACUUCAAACAACAAGAUUUUACACACUAUGCUAGUUGUUCAUUCAAACACCCUCAAGCAUAUUCCAUUUUGAAACCAUUCAAGUAUAUCAAUCACCAAGCCUUUCCAAUUUUAUCUCCGGUGAACAUCAGAAAUGUCAGACCUCCUUUUACAAAUAGUCAUUGAUAAAUUAGCAUCUCCUCUCCUAGAAAAACUUAAUGAUCUCUGCAGCCUUAAGGAGAACACGGGAAAAUUACGGCAGUCUCUACCACUGGUUCUAGCUUUUCUUGAAGAUGCAGAAAAGCGGCAAGAAACAGAAAAAGCCAUUGAAGUUUGGCUGUUAGAGCUUAAAAAUGUAACAUACGAGUCUGAGGACUUGUUGGAUGAGCUUACAGCAGAGAUCAUGCUGUGUGAGAAUCACAGCAGGAUCAGUGAUAAGGUGCGUAACUUGCUGCCUUUUGAACCAUCAAGACAUCUUUUUGACCUUGCAAAAGAGCUUCGCAAUAAGCUUAAAGAAUUACGUAAGAUAGUCAAGCGGGGAUUUAGCUUGAAUUUCAAAGAAGGGGCAGUUUUUAAGUGGUCUGAGACUCUUGGAAGAAGGACAGAGACUGGCUCUUUUGUAAAAGAAUCAGAUAUUUAUGGACGAGAAGAUGAUAGAAAGAAGAUAAUGGAGCUUCUGUUACCUACCGGCAAAGCAAAAACUUUAGAAGACGUCUCAGUCAUUCCAAUUGUUGGUAUCGGAGGCCUUGGUAAAACAACAUUAGCUCGACUUGUAUACAAUGAUGAGAAGGUGAUCCAAUGUUUUGAUUUGAAAAUAUGGGUUUACGUGUCUCAAGAUUUUGAUGUAAGAAAGCUCAUUAUAGCAAUCAUAAAUUCUAUAACUAGAAGAAACUGUGAGUUUUCAGAGAUUGAUUUACUUCAAUCUCAACUACAAGAGUCAUUGUGUGGGAGGAGAUUUUUACUCGUGCUGGACGAUGUAUGGAAUGAAGAUAAAAAAGAGUGGGAUAAACUGGGUGAUAUACUGAAAAGUGGGGUGAAAGGAAGCAAAAUAAUUGUAACUACACGUAGUACAGAAGUUGCUUCAAUUAUGGGCACUACUAAUUCCACAUACCAUCUCAAGGGUUUGCUCGAGGAUGAUUGCUGGGCUUUGUUCAAGAAACAAGUUUUUGGUUAUGGUGAAGAAGAGAAGUAUCCUAAUCUGCUGGCAAUUGGCAAAAAGAUCAUCAAGAAAUGUGGAGGUGUGGCAUUAGCAGCAACAACUUUAGGAAGUCAGUUGCGCUCCAAACGAGAGGAGAAAGAUUGGUUGUUGGUGCAAGAGAGCGAGUUUUGGAACCUUAAGCAAUGCCAAAGCGACAUUUUACCAGCUCUAAGGUUGAGUUACAUUCAUUUGCCACUACAUCUCAAGCGAUGCUUUGCAUUCUGUUCACUUUUUCCUAAAAAUUAUGAAUUCAAGAAGGAGAAGCUGAUUUAUAUAUGGAUGGCUGAAGGCUUAAUUCAACCCCUAGAAGGAAAUAGACCAUUGGAGGACAUAGCGGAUGAAUAUUUCAAUGAUUUACUGUGUUCUUCUUUCUUUCAAGAAGUUGAGAAAUGUGAAGAUGGCAACAUAACAUCGUACAAAAUGCAUGAUCUCAUUCAUGACCUUGCUCGAAGUAUUGGAGGGAAUGAAUUUGUGAUACUAGAGGAUGGUUUGGAUCCAAGUAAUCUUGCACGAACUCGUCAUUCAUCAGUAGUUGGCAAUUUUGACUCUUUUCCGCUUGACUUGAUUAAGGUAAAACAUCUAAGAACUCUCCUUUGCUAUCUUGGAGGUAACUCUGAAGAGUUGCCUUCUUUUCUUCCUGCCAGUUUUAUCUACUUGCGUGUGUUCGAUUUAAGUGGAUGUGGCAUUAAAAAUUUGCCUGAAUCAAUCAGUGUUUUGAUGUGUUUGAGGUAUCUAGACCUGUCAAACACUCCAAUCCAAACACUCCCUCAUACCAUCUGCAACCUCUAUAAUUUGCAGACACUGAACCUUUCGGGUUGUAGUAACCUUGAAGAGUUGCCUCUUGGAAUGGGGAGUUUAACUAGCCUAAGGCAUCUUAUUAUAACAGGGUGUGAAGGAUUGACCCGCAUGCCUGCUGGGAUUGGAAAGUUGGUUCAUCUUCAAACUUUGCCCAUAUAUAUUGUGGGCAAGGGGAGAGGGGAAAGCAUUGCGGAACUCAACUCUCUAAACCUAAGAGGUGAGCUGAGCAUAAAAUGCUUGGAGAAUGUUACAGAUGCGAAAGAAGCACAGAAGGCAAAUUUGAGAGAGAAGAAACACCUUAACAUGUUGCGAUUAAUAUGGGGAGAUAAUAAUGACCAGGGCCACAACCUGAAAGCUGCGAAAGGAAGCACUUUGCAGGGGCUGAAAUAUGGAAAAAAUAAUGGUUCACCAGGAUCGUCACGUAGUAAUAGUUUUUGGGAUUCUGGGAUAGAAGUGAAAGAUAUUCUUGAAUGCCUCGAACCACAUCCAAAUCUUAGAAAGCUUUUCAUUAAGGGGUAUUCGGGAAUCAAAUUCCCCGGUUGGGUUCUUCCAAAUCUUGUUCAGGUUGUGUUGAUCAACUUUAGAAGAUGUGAAAACUUGCCUACUCUUGGGCAGCUUCCUUUCCUCAAGACCAUCUGUUUGCAAGGAAUGGAUGGUGUUGUAUGCAUUGCAGAAGAGUUUUACGGUUCGGACUCCCAAACGCUGUUCCCAUCUCUCAAAGAACUAAAGCUCAGAGAUUUUCCAAACUUGGAACAAUGGUCCAGCAUUGAUGACAGGGAAGCAUUUCCUUGCCUGGGCAAGCUAAUUGUAGAUGGAUGUCCCAACCUAAGAAAGAUGCCGGUUUUUCCAUCUCUUCAACGUUUGGAACUCCGGAAUUGCCACCCAAAAAUAAUGAAUUCCAUCAAAGAUGUGACCUCACUUUCCAUCCUUGUAAUUGAUUCCUUCCAGAAUCUAUUGCACCUACCUGGAGAAUUGCUGGAAAACAAUACGUGUCUCAGAUCUUUUGAGGUCCGGAAAUGCCAAAAUCUUCGUUCGCUGCCUUCUGAACUAGGUAGCCUCACUGCUCUCAAGUCUUUGAUAAUUAGCCACUGUGAGAACCUAGCCCAUUUGUCUCCUAGUUUACAAAACCUUAAAGCUUUGGAGUUCUUGGAGAUCAAUGACUGCCAUGGUAUGAAAACUUUGCGAGAGGAUGUAAUUGGGGGUUUGAGCUCUCUUCGGACUUUGGUCAUUGAGAACUGUAAUAACCUGAUUUCUUUAUCAAAUGGACUGCGUUUUCUCACAGCUCUUGAGCGCUUGUCCAUUAUGUCUUGCCCAAAACUGGCUUUUCUCCCAAAUGGGUUGCAAAAUCUGUCCACACUUCAGAGCUUGAGCAUUUUAUCAUGUCCUGAGUUGUUUUCUCUGCCAGUGGAGCUACAACAUGUCACGACAUUGCAAAGUCUGGUAAUUCACAGUUGUCCUGGUCUAACAAUUUUGCCAGAUUGGGUUGGGAAUUUUUCUUCGCUUAGAUCAUUGUCAAUUUCAAAUUGCCAUUAUCUGACAUCUUUACCAGCUGGACUACAGCACCUCAGUAAACUUCAGCACUUAUCAAUUCAAGAUUGUCCUCUUCUAGAACGACUGUGCAAGCAGAAGAAGGGUAAGAAUUGGAGGAACAUAGCCCACAUACCUCACAUCUAUGUUGGGUCUCUGAAGCUCGGGAAAUAGCUCACAGAAAGCAGCUUUCCAGGUUGAAGUCAGAAACUUCCCUAAUCUGUUAUUCUUGGCCUGAAAUUCCGUUUACUAGAGCAUUUACAUAAGAGUCUAAUAUUAGUCCUAGCUCCUGGGUUUGGUUUGGUACUGCAUGUGCCUAUUGUCGCAGAAUUUUCACCGCGAGGAAUCUUCCAUGAACGUUUUUGUCCAAGAUGAAGAGGUAUGCAAUGCAUGGAAGGGGUUUUUUGUCACUCAGAGAUUUCAGCUUGUUUGAGCGCAUAGUCGGUGCAGCCUUAUUCUUUUUAAUGUGUAGUAUUUAUUGCUUAAGUUACAAUAUUAAUGGUAUAUCUGUAAAAUUUUGGCUUGAUUAGAUAACUGGAUGUUUGGUAUUGUUCUUGAGGUUGGGCACUACCAGAACUCUUUGAUAUAUGCAAACAUGGAUUCAUCAUUCAUGUGGUCUUGAGAACUUCAUGUACUCUUUUAUUUUAUGGAGCUUAAUUUUACUA
This is a messenger RNA of Camellia sinensis, 5865 nucleotides long. Its product is annotated as disease resistance protein RGA2. Lineage: Eukaryota; Viridiplantae; Streptophyta; Magnoliopsida; Ericales; Theaceae. The record is from RefSeq and is a predicted model, not a curated record. Gene Ontology annotation, molecular function: ADP binding.